This is a messenger RNA of Fusarium mangiferae, 2544 nucleotides long. RefSeq lists its product as uncharacterized. The transcript has 3 exons. Bases 1 to 2544 code for a protein of 847 amino acids. NCBI's taxonomy places the organism in Eukaryota, Fungi, Ascomycota, Sordariomycetes, Hypocreales, Nectriaceae. The record is from RefSeq and is a predicted model, not a curated record. Gene Ontology annotation, molecular function: protein binding; ADP binding.
AUGGCUGAGGCCGUAGGGCUUGUCGCGAGUAUCAUCGCCAUCGUCGAGCUCUCCGCCAAAGUCGGCAAACUCUGCGUCCAGUAUUCAACGGCUGCUGGAAAUGCCAGGGCUGACAUUACCCGACUCCAGGGUCGGCUGAAAGACCUGAACGUAUGCCUUGAAGCGGCUCAGCGACUUCUCGAUGACCCGAAGAAUACGGCGUUUGCGACAUCUCGGUCUCUGGUUAAUUCGCUUAAUGCAUGCGAGACAGAACUAGCAGAAGUCUGGGAUAGACUCGAUCCCGGGAGUGCGCGGAAGGCCAUGCGCCGAUUUGGACUCCGCGCGCUUAAGUGGCCGUUCGAGAGCAAGGAGAUAAGCACGGUUAUAUCAAAUAUUGAGCACUACAAGCAGACUAUCACUCUAUGUCUGCAAGUCGAUCAAACCACAAUACUACUCGACGUGUCGCAGCGGGUAGAGAAUUUGUCACUACAACAGCAGAGCACGCCGUCGGUAGCUCGCCCGCCAUGUUUUAAUGUUCCCUUCGAUCGAGAUCAAGACUUCGUCGCACGUCCCGAUAUGACGGCGUGGCUCAGAGACAAGUACAGCGGCUCUACUGGCCGCAUGGCUCUUGUAGGCAUGGGAGGGUUUGGCAAAUCACAGGUUGCCAUUAAUUUCGCAUAUUCUGUCAACGAUGAGGAUUCUGAUGUCAAUAUAUUCUGGGUCCAUGCAAGUUCAAGACCCAGAUUCGAAGAAGCAUACCGCGCUAUAGCGGAGAGAAUGAAACUGCCCAAGCGAGAUGAGCCAAGCACGGACAUCCUCGCUCUUGUUCGCGACUGGCUGCAAAACGAUGAGUCGGGUCGUUGGCUUAUGAUUAUAGACAAUGCCGAUGACAUCAAACUCUUCUACCCCAAAGGCCCAGACGAGCGUGUUUUGGCAUCGUUCCUACCGAAGUGCAACAAUGGCACCAUCUUGGUCACAUCUCGCAGCCUAGAUGCUGCAGAAAGACUGACCGGCAGUCACAGGAAUAUCUUUCAAGUGUCUACCAUGGAUGAGGCCCAAGGCCUACAUCUUAUCAGAAACAAACUCACGGCCAACUUCGGGAAUGACGCUGCUGUCAAGCUUCUUGAGGCUUUGGAUUACAUUCCCCUGGCUAUCACUCAAGCUGCAGCCUACAUCAACCGACGGGCACCCCGAGAAUCGGUCGAAAGCUACUUGAAAGCAUUCCAAGAAAGUGAUCAGAAGAGGAACAGCCUGUUGGAGAUCGAUCUUGGUGAUCUUCGCAGAGACGAGACUGUUUCUAACUCUGUGAUCACUACUUGGCAAGUUACAUUUGAGAAGAUUCGCCACGAAAGGCCGUCAGCAGCCGAUCUCUUGUCAUUCAUGAGUCUUUUCGAUCACAAAGGAAUUCCAGAAUUCGCCCUUCAAUACUACAAUGGCAAGCUGAAACAUCGGAAAGACAAAGCAGUUGGUUUCGAAGAUGAUCUAGACUUGCUUCGCAGCUAUUCGCUUGUUUCUGUGACUGCCAAUCGAAACGUUUUCGAGUUGCACGCGACGGUGCAGGCUUGCACCAGAGCCUGGACCUCAUCUUCGGACAAGUUGCCGCAAUUGAAGAGCCUUUUCAUAUACUCCAUGCGUGACAAUUUCAGUCCUUACGAAUUUGAAAACUGGCCUACAUGCCAGAUGCUGCUGCCGCACUUGGGGUCUGUGAUACAGGAAGAGCCGCAUAUGGAUGAUGUCGAACCGUGGGCAAAGCUAUUAUGUCUAUAUACAAGAUAUUUGCUUAGUGCUGGCAAGUACAAAGCAGCAGAGGAGAUCAGCAAGAAAGCGAUUACAGCAGCUUUGCCAAGUCUUGGGGAAGACCAUACGACUAUGCAGAGAUGCUUUAGAGAGUUGGCUUCGGCCUAUAGGAGGCUAAAAAAGCUGAGUGAAGCUGAAAGUAUCCAGCUUCAGCUAGUUGACACCAGCAAGAAGAUUUGGGGAGAGGAGCAUGAGCGGACCCUUAGCCGUAUGAACGGUCUGGCGCUCAUCUAUCAAUAUCAGCAUCGAUAUGCCGAGGCUGAAGGACUUCUCGUUCGGACAUUGAAAAUCGCACAAAGGAUCCAUGAAGAUAAACAUCGAGAUGUCCUCAUAGCAAAAGCUAAUCUGGCAUUAACAUAUUUGAACCAGUACCAAUAUGAUAAGGCGAAAGAGGUAGUAAUACAAGUGUUAGAGGAACAAAAGAUAGUGUUGGGUCCAGAGCACCCAGAUACGCUGGCGACCAUGAGUAACCUGGCUCGGAUAUACUGGGAACAAGGAGAAUUUGAAAAAGCAAUUGAGCUCCAGCAACAAGUGCUGGUAAUGAGAAGAAGGGUGCUGGGGGAACAUCAUCCGAGGACACUAAGUAGCAUGAAGCAAGGCGCCGAAAUUUUGAAGGAUAUGGGUCAACACAAAAAUGCACUAUCGCUGAUGCAGACUUGUGUAGACCUUUAUACGGAGGUACAUGGUUCCGAGCAUCCAGUGACAAGAUCUGCAGUUAAGAGACUUGGGAGAUGGGAGGCAGAGAUAGGUGGCGUGUCAGAGCAGUGA